AUGAAGACUUAUACUGAGACCCAUCGUUCAAUACGUAGUUUAGUUGCACAAAGUUCAUUUAAUAAUAAGCCACAAUUAUUAGCAUUAGUGUCAAGAUGUGUAAAAAACAGAACGAUUCUUCAAACAAUUGUCGAUCGUUCAAAAUUAUUGGAACGUGAACAAUUUUUAUCCAAUGAUCUAGCACUCAUACUUGUUUAUGAUGCGAUUUUUGGAGUGGGUGUUCGAGGAAAAUUUAAAGGUGUGAUUAAGCGAAAUCAAACAUCAUUUGAUAAAUGUGUUAAAAAGUUAGUUCGUGAUCGAAAUUUAAACGAUUCAACAGACCUUGUAACAACAUUGGAUAUUCAUGACCCUAAUUUGAAUGAAAUCAAAUUGCCACGUUAUUGUCGUAUUAAUCUAUUAAAAACAACAGCAAAACAAAUACAACAUGAUUUAAAAGUAUUAGAAUUCAAACGUCUUCGUCAUAUGUAA
Molecule: messenger RNA, 468 nt
Organism: Didymodactylos carnosus
Lineage: Eukaryota; Metazoa; Rotifera; Eurotatoria; Philodinida; Philodinidae
Source: the annotation of a GenBank genome assembly